This is a messenger RNA of Oryza sativa Japonica Group (Japanese rice), 1366 nucleotides long. RefSeq names its product uridylate kinase PUMPKIN, chloroplastic. The record is from RefSeq and is a predicted model, not a curated record. Gene Ontology annotation, biological process: UDP biosynthetic process. Gene Ontology annotation, molecular function: UMP kinase activity. Gene Ontology annotation, cellular component: cytoplasm. NCBI's taxonomy places the organism in Eukaryota, Viridiplantae, Streptophyta, Magnoliopsida, Poales, Poaceae.
UGAAGCCGUCCUCAUCGUCAUCAUCUCGUCCCCCCUCUUCCCGGCGCGGCGGUUGCUCUCCAGCCAUGGCCGCCGCCGCCGCCGCCGCCGUCGCCUGCGGCAUGUCUACGUCCUUCCUCAUCCGCCUCUCGCCUUCGCCGCCGGCGUCUUCCCACGUGCCUCUCCCUCGGUCUCCGGCUUCGUCGGCGCGCCCGCGGCGAGCGUCUUCCGUCUCCCUCUCCACCGCGCCUAGGCCGAGGGCACGCGCCGCCGGCUCCGACUCUCCCUCCAACUUUGGAGGUCAAACAUCACUGAUGCCACCAUUCAGCCUUAUGCUUGAUGAAGGCUCUAGAUCUAAAAAGCCAUAUAGAUGGCAAAGGGUGUUGCUUAAAGUAAGUGGGGAGGCUCUUGCUGGAGAUCACACAGAAAAUAUUGAUCCAAAGAUCACGAUGGCAAUUGCAAGAGAGGUUGCUUCUGUCACCAGACUAGGUGUAGAGGUUGCUAUUGUUGUUGGUGGCGGCAAUAUCUUCCGCGGGGCCUCUUGGGCUGGAUGUAGUGGACUCGACCGCUCAUCAGCAGAUUACAUUGGCAUGUUGGCUACUGUGAUGAAUGCCAUAUUUCUUCAAGCAACAAUGGAGAGCAUUGGAAUACCAACCCGUGUCCAAACUGCAUUUCGUAUGUCAGAAGUUGCAGAACCAUACAUACGCCGAAGAGCUGUCAGGCAUUUAGAGAAAGGAAGAGUUGUUAUAUUUGCUGCUGGUACAGGGAACCCAUUCUUUACAACUGAUACAGCUGCUGCUCUUCGUUGUGCAGAAAUCAAUGCAGAGGUAGUACUUAAGGCAACAAAUGUUGACGGUGUGUACGACGCAGACCCCAAGCGUAACCCAAAUGCCCGCCUUCUUGAGGCUGUGAGCUACCAUGAGGUGCAAACAAGAGACCUCUCAGUAAUGGACAUGACUGCCAUUACGCUAUGCCAAGAAAACAACAUUCCUGUUGUCGUGUUUAAUUUGCAAAAACCUGGAAAUAUUGCGAAAGCUAUUGUUGGUGAGAAGGUUGGCACGUUUAUAGGCUGCACAAAAGAUCAGGACCAGAUUGUGGGGAAUGCACUGGAUCAAGAAAGAAGAUUGGUGAACGAGUUAUGAUUUCACUGGAGCUCUCUGUCGCUAGCUGUGUAGCUGCAUUGCCUAUUGCUUGGUAACAUGUGGAUCUCUAGAGUUUUUAGGCUAGAAUAGCUUAUCCAAAUCCUGGUUCCUUGUACAACCUUUGAGCAAAAAUAAAAAAACCAAUGGUAACAGAGAUUUUCCAGCUGAUAUAGCUGCUAUGUUGUCAUACUAUGUACAAUGGAAUCUAGAGCAAUCUGAUAAAUCACAUUUAUAUCUUAAAAUCA